Oryza brachyantha (malo sina) is the source of this 1470-nucleotide messenger RNA. RefSeq names its product F-box protein At1g67340-like. Bases 80 to 1240 code for a protein of 386 amino acids. Lineage: Eukaryota; Viridiplantae; Streptophyta; Magnoliopsida; Poales; Poaceae. The transcript is spliced from 3 exons. Gene Ontology annotation, molecular function: protein binding. The record is from RefSeq and is a predicted model, not a curated record.
ACAAACCGCGCUCGCUGCGCCGCCCGCCCCCUCACCGGAGACCACGCCGCCGACGAGCCGGCGGGAGCUUGGGGCUGACAUGAGGACGAGGAGCGGAUCCCUCUACCGCAGAAGCGCCGGGGAGAUGGCGGUCGUUGGGCAGAAGAGGAAGAGGCCGUGGCCGCCGCAGCAGUAUGCCGUCGCCGGUGACUGCGGCGCGCGGCGGAAGAGGCUGGCAGGUGGCCCGGAUUACCUCGACGAGCUCCCCGACGACCUCGUCCUCGCCGUGCUCUCCAAGCUCGCCGCCUCCGCCUCCUCCCCGUCCGACCUCCUCUCCGUCCACCUCACGUGCAAGAGGCUGAAUGGGCUCGGCCGCCAUGACAUGGUCUUCGCCAAGGCCUCGCCGGCGUCGCUCGCCGUCAAGGCGGCGUCGUGGUCGGAGCCGGUGCAGCGGUUCCUCAAGCGCUGCGCCGACGCCGGCAACCUCGAGGCCUGCUACAUUCUCGGCAUGAUUCGGUUCUACUGCCUGGGCAACCGGAGCGGCGGCGCGGCGCUGCUGGCGAGGGCGGCAGUCGGCGGGCACGCCGCGGCGCUCUACUCGCUGGCGGUUAUCCAGUUCAACGGGAGCGGUGGCGCCAAGUCCGACCGCGACCUGCGCGCCGGGGCGGCGCUGUGUGCGCGCGCCGCCGCGCUGGGGCACGUCGACGCGCUCCGCGAGCUCGGCCACUGCCUCCAGGACGGCUACGGCGUGCGCCAGGACCCCGCCGAGGGCCGCCGCUUCCUCGUCGCCGCCAACGCCCGUGAGCUCACGCUCGCCCUCGCCGCCGCGGCAUCGCACCGCCCCUUCGCCGCCCUCCCCCUCGGCGUCGGCGGAGGCGGCAGCGGCACCAUCGGCGGCUGCCCGCUCCUCUCCGACUUCGGGUGGAGCCUCCCGGAGGCGGAGCCCCACCCAGCCAACCUCUUCAUGGCCGACUGGUGGGCGUCCCGCGGCGUGCAAGCGAGCGCCAAGAAGGCCGCCAACCCCGAGGAGGCGGCUGCCGCCACCGGCGACAGCGACGGCGGCGGCGGCGAGCUUCGCCUCUGCUCCCACGUGCGGUGCGGCCGAAGAGAAACCCGGCGACACGAGUUCCGGCGGUGCUCCGUCUGCGGCGCGGCCAACUACUGCUCCCGCGCGUGCCAGGCCCUGGACUGGAAGCGCGCCCACAAGGCGCAGUGUGUGCCCAUGGACCGGUGGCUCCUCGCCGCCGGCGAGGCCCAGUGACUCCGCCGCCCUAGCCACCACAACCAACCAUUACUACUAUCCCCCUAGAGGGCUAGACCCACCGGUCCACCGGUUUAACGCUGGACCGGGUGUAGCCAAGGCAAGUGGCAGAAAAAAAAAUGAGGAACCGUAUUUUUUUUCCCUUCUCUCUUUUUUACCGUUUCCAUCAAUGUCGUCUUGUCAGAUGUACGUAUUCCACUAGGGAAGAGGAGAAGAGAGUAGAGAUUCUA